Messenger RNA from Ochotona curzoniae (black-lipped pika), 3718 nucleotides. It is a transcript of the gene KYNU, whose product is annotated as kynureninase. Gene Ontology annotation, biological process: NAD+ biosynthetic process. The transcript has 13 exons. Bases 1 to 1395 code for a protein of 464 amino acids. Gene Ontology annotation, molecular function: kynureninase activity; pyridoxal phosphate binding. Gene Ontology annotation, cellular component: cytoplasm. NCBI's taxonomy places the organism in Eukaryota, Metazoa, Chordata, Mammalia, Lagomorpha, Ochotonidae. The record is from RefSeq and is a predicted model, not a curated record.
AUGGAGCCUCCUCUUGAGCUGCCGACUGACACAGUGCAACGGCUUGCAGCCGCACUGCAAUGCCACCCAACAGACGAGAGGGUCGCUCUCCACCUUGACGAGAAGGAUGAGCUGAAACACUUCAAGGAAUAUUUUCAUAUCCCCAAAAUGAAGGAUCUGCCUCCAAUUGACUUAUCUUUAGUGAAUGGAGAGGAAAAUGCCAUCUAUUUGUUGGGAAAUUCUCUUGGCCUUCAACCAAAAAUGGUUAAAACGUAUAUUGAAGAAGAACUGGAUAAGUGGGCCAAAGUGGGAUCCUAUGGUCAUGACGUGGGGAAACGGCCUUGGAUUACAGGAGACGAAUGCAUAGUGGGCCUCAUGACUGACAUUGUAGGAGCCAGUGAGAAAGAAAUAGCCCUAAUGAACGCUUUGACUGUUAAUUUACAUCUCCUAUUGUUAUCAUUCUUUAAGCCUACACCUAAAAGGUAUAAAAUUCUUCUAGAAGCCAAAGCCUUCCCUUCUGAUCAUUAUGCUAUUGAGUCACAGCUUCAACUUCAUGGACUGAAUGUUGAGAGAAGUAUGCGGAUUAUAAAGCCAAGAGAGGGAGAAGAAACCUUGAGAAUGGAGGAUAUUCUUGAAGUAAUUGAGAAGGAAGGAGAGUCCAUUGCUGUGAUUAUGUUUGGUGGGGUGCAUUUCUACUCUGGGCAACUCUUGGAUAUCCCUGCCAUCACAAAAGCCGGACAAGCAAAGGGAUGUUUUGUUGGCUUUGAUCUGGCACAUGCGGUUGGAAAUGUUGAACUCCACCUGCAUGACUGGGGAGUUGAUUUUGCCUGCUGGUGUUCUUACAAGUAUUUAAAUUCAGGGGCAGGAGGCCUUGCUGGUAUCUUUGUCCAUGAAAAGCAUGCGUAUACCAUCAAACCUGCGCUUGUAGGGUGGUUUGGCCAUGAACUCAGCACCAGAUUUGAAAUGGAUAACAAACUUCAGUUAAUUCCUGGAGUCACUGGGUUCCGAAUUUCAAAUCCUCCCAUGUUGCUAGUCUGUUCCUUGCAUGCUAGUUUGGAGAUCUUCAGGCAAGCCACUAUGAAAGCACUGAGGAAGAAAUCCAUUUUGCUGACUGGUUACCUGGAGUACCUGAUCGAGCAGCACUCCCGCACACGCACGGCAGGUGCGAAGGGGCCAAUCGUGCACAUAAUUACACCAGCCCGAAUACAGGAGCGUGGCUGCCAGUUAACUCUGACAUUUUCCAUUCCGAGGACAAAUGUUUUUCAAGAAUUGGAAAAGAGAGGCGUGGUUUGUGACAAACGAGAACCAGAUGGCAUUCGAGUGGCUCCAGUUCCUCUUUAUAAUUCAUUUCAUGAUGUUUAUAAAUUUGUCAAUGUAUUAAUGUCUGUACUUAACUCUACCACACAAAAUGAGUGAUGUUUUCUAGAUUAACUACAAAUAACCAACGAUCAAUAAUUUAACUAUUGAAGUGCUUCAUAAAUGAUUUUGUGUAAUUUGAGUUCUGAAUUAUAUACUGCACAGAAAAAUCUGAUAUACAGUAAAUGUUUGACACAGCAGGACCCAUUCACCACUUGGAACAGCUGUAUCCUGUGUUAUAGCCCAGUGUCCAAACUCAUUCCAUUACUGACCCAUCUUCCUGCUAAUUUGCAAUCUUCAGGGCAACAACUGAUGAAUCAAGUACUUGGAUCAUUGCUACCUACAUUGGUGAUUCAAGCUGAGUUUCAGGCUCCUGUUUUUGAAAGAUCCUGCCCCGGGUUUAGCAUUCAUCUGGGAAGUGAACUGCCACUGGCAUGCUUCUGCAUUACCAUUUCUGAAAUUAACAUGCUUCUUACAAAUGAAUACAUACAGAUUGGUAUCUGUAACAAAACAGAUGCUUCAUAAAAUAACAUCUGAUCACAAAUAACUUCUCAUUAAAGAAAUGCUGGUUGAAUCUUUUCAUAACCAUUCUUCAAUCUUAGUCUACAGUUUUCAAGGUGAUUCUUCAUUUUGAUGUUAUCACAGUAUCUAAGUGGGAACUUCCCACAGGGAAAGGUUUUCGUCCUCCCCAAAAUAAGUCACACUAAGACACUUGUGAUUGAUAAUUAGAAUUAGGUGCUUCAUAUUUCCACUUCCUCAUCCCAAAUCUAUAAGCUUUUCUUGUACACUAUGAAAACUGAAGUUUCAACAAGUCCUAUUUUCCAUGUCUAGGUUUCAGUUGGUACCACAAACAUUACUUACAAACUGGCAAAAUGAUUUACAGCUGUAUAUACAGCCAGCAAAAAGGAGUGAGUAGAAAAACAUUAUUCCUUGCUAAUGCACAAAUUUGAGUUAAUGGACAUGGACAACUACUCUGGUUAGGAGAAUUCUACCACCUUUGCCAGUAACUAACGCGUUUUUAUGCACACUGCAUUGUGCUGUGCUGGUUAUAUGAUAGCUCACCUAAUUGAGUCAUUACUUCUCACUGCAGCUUUUGAUCAGGCUCAGUUUCCUUAAUGGACAAGUUCUCAAAACUUGCAAAUGUAAUGUUUCAUGACUUUAUAUAGAAAAAAUUAUUUAAUGUUGUGAUUAACAAAUGAGCUUUCAGUUUUCGUGUAACAUGUAGCUGGUAUGGAAGAACAGUCAUGUAAACACUCAGUUGAGAUAAUUACAAAUUACAACUUCCACAAAAGACAAGCAGAUCAUAUUAUGAAAAAAACAAAUCCUGCAGUAUUAAAUGGUUGAGUGAAACAUAAUGAGGGCAGUUAUUAAUUUGUAAUUAAAUUGUUUCAUACAAAAAUAUAAGCAUGUAUUCAAGCCAUUCAACAAAACUCCAUCAUAUAACACAGCAUCCAUAACAGUUUUUCUCCAGUUAUCACUUCCCUAAAAAUCUAGUAUCAUUAUACUGCAUUUUGUGUUAAUCAUUGCUUUACCUGUUUUAGCUUUAUACCUAGGAUAACGCUUCAAAAGUUCAGGAAUUAUUGAAUGAAGUUAAGCCUAUAUUAGGGGACCAGUAUUGUGGUACAGUUUAAGCCAAUGCCUAUGUGUCCAGCUUUCUAUAUGAGCACUAGUUUGAGUCCUGGCUUCUGUGCUUCUAAUAAAAGAUUCCCAGUGAUGUGUCUGGGGAAAGUUUAGGAAGAUGUCCUACGUAUUUGGCUCCAAUCAUCCACACGGAAGAACCGGCAGGAUCUCUUGCUUCAGCCUGGUCCAGCCCCAACCACUGAGCAUACAUUUGAACAGUGACUCAGUGGAUAGAUUUUCUCUCUCUCUCCUCUCUCAAUAGCUCUGCUUCCCAAAUAAUUUCUAAAAAGGUGAUCCUAGAACAAACUUUUUGUGAAAUUCAGGCAUAUGAGAGAUCUCCAAAAACUUGAAAUGUACAUCAUGGAAAUACAGCAUGGAGUUGAAAACUUAGGUCAAAAUAAUCGUACCUUUAAUACAACUUUCCACAAAAUUUUUGCAAUAUCAUUAUAUGUAACAAUACAUUAACACAGGUAUAUAGUUAAGAUACUCAUUGGGAGAUGCACAACCAGAUGGGAGUGCUUUGAGUAUUGAUUCCCUUCACUUCCAGCUUUCUGCUAAUGUCACCUUGGAGACAAGAUGUGAAGAUUCAAGUACACAUGUCCCUCUCAUAUUGGAGACCUGGAUGGAUUUCUGCGGUCAUGACUUUAGCCUGGCUCAGUCCAGACCUUCAAACAUUAAACCAAUCAGUUGAAAUUCUAUCACAUUUUCCUCACUCCCUUCUGCUUUCCUUUCAAAUAAAUGAAAAACAUUUCAAAUUAAAAAU